UCGGCAGGCCACUUUGUUCAAGUAGUGCAGACUCAAUUUUACCCAGAAGCUCUUUUCGCUAUAAAUAUUGUGAAGGUAACUUAGAGUGGUAACGAUCACCAUCAUGUUCUUCAAACUAGAGUGCUGAGAAGAGUGUACAAAACCGCCCCAAUGUACGCCAUGUAAUCCUCCUCUUGCCGGCUAUGCAUGUAUAGUUACAUCUGUUCGAUAGCGUUGUCACGCACAUGUCAUUAUCAAUGGACUUCGCACCAUUGAAGGAGGCAACGGAUUAAAACUACUGUGUACAUCAUCCAUAGGGUGAAUCAGUUAAAUUGAAAACUGUUUUUAAAAACACAUCCACACCGUCUGCACAGUAACAUCAUCGGCAGUGUAUAACACGAUUCUGGGCCUUGGUCUUGUCGCAUAGUCAGUGUGGAAUAAGUAUAUAUUUUCACAAGAUGACGGAUAAAACUGUGGAGGUAGCUACGGUUUCGAGCCAUCAUACAGUGUCUACAACAUCAACAACUACAACUACCCCGUAUGGAGGAACGACUACUAGCAGUGCCAGCUGCACAUGUGAUUUAAACUAUCUCCGCUCCGUGCAGGGCAUCACCAAAAUAUUGGAAAUUCUGUUGUCGUUUAUGGCUUUCAUCAUUAUGGUCGCCGCUCCGAACAGAAAUGGCAGCUUAAAUUUCUUCCUCUUCGUUGCCAUAGCAGCAUGUGCAGUCUCCUCGAUCAUCCUCCUCCUUUUAUGUACUCAUUUACAUCUUAAAGUUGCUCUUCCGUGGAAUAUAGUGUUUGCAGGUGUUUAUGCAGUUCUAGUUGUGGUUUUCUUCGUUGCGUUCAUCUUUGCCGCAGUUAACGCUGCAAAUUCAUUUCAUGGGUCAGCUACGACCUUGGGGUUCUUUGCCAUCGUAGCGUACAUUGGGAGCCUCGUCUCUGCCGUGCAGGAUUGGCGUCUAAGCCGUCAGAUGAUGCAGCAAACACCCGGUGGUUCGACAGCUGCAACCGGCCCCUUUAGCGGCCAGCAAGAGCCACCUGCCUUCGAGUCACAGUAUUGAACCCGUAGCACUGUUUUUAAUAUUUUACUUCGUUGUCUUUAUAAAAAAAUAUAAAGAAGAAAAAAUAAUAAGUUAUAUGAAAGGGACAACUUGCCUGCGGAUUGGGUGAUUCGGACUAUAACAGCGUUUGUUAUGAAUUGGUUGGGAAGAUAUUUUAAUUAUUAUUGAAGACUAUGAUUCACACGAUACAAAUAUCCCUCGAAGUAGAGUGUGGUUUUCAUUUUACUUCGUGAACUUAAAGAGUCCGCCAUUUUGUGCACUCCAAAGUGUUGUUCUACGAAUAGGCGAACGGUGUAAGUUCAAAAUGCUAAAAGUAAACCACACAAUGUCGAGGUAGUGGAUCUUUAAAGUCUUCUUUUAAUACCUUUGUCCAACCGUAGUCAAUUAACAAACCCUUUUUACAGGCCAAGGCGCUGAGUGCAACGUGACUCUUUCACCAUUAACUGGCUAAUCCGGUUGGUUUGUUAUCAAACAGCAACAAGCGACGGGCUCCAUCAGGGCUUUCAUUCCGCUAGCGAAGAAUCUAUGUUUGUAUUUAAUUUCAUAUUUAAUGUCAUAUCAAUGUCAGUCAUACUGCAAGUAAUUGAGUGACUACGGGCGAAUACGUUACAGAGCAGUCAAAUUGUUUUCAUGAUAAUCAUCCCGAAAUAGUUAAGUUCAAGAAGAUGAAGUGGAAGAGGGAUUUAUGUCGUGUAAUUUUGUGAACUAGGACCUACUGAUGAUAACAGGCUGUCAUGUAUUUGACAUGAAACAACCUCCAGAUCCAUUUAGUUCGUACUAUAGGCCUACUAAAAUAAUUUUGCAAUUGUAGCCCUACUAUUUAUUGAGGAGUCCCUUAUUUCCUGGUGCGUCUUUGUUUUUCUCCAUCAAUUAUGCGGAAUAUCAAUUCUAUAUCUUUAACUUCCUUGAUUCUUUUGUAAAUUUUGUGUUGUUUUGGUCAAAAAGAUAAUAGCUAUAAUAACAAUUGGCUUUAUUUGGCUUUUUCCCCCUUCUUUAAAGACUCUGUGGACACUAUUGGUAAUUGUGAAAAACAAGUCUUCCAGGUUGGUGUAUCUGAACGUAUGCAUACAA
This is a messenger RNA of Asterias rubens (European starfish), 2111 nucleotides long. RefSeq names its product CKLF-like MARVEL transmembrane domain-containing protein 4. NCBI's taxonomy places the organism in Eukaryota, Metazoa, Echinodermata, Asteroidea, Forcipulatida, Asteriidae. The record is from RefSeq and is a predicted model, not a curated record. The transcript is spliced from 4 exons. Bases 438 to 1040 code for a protein of 200 amino acids. Gene Ontology annotation, cellular component: membrane.